AUGCUGGAUGAAAUCGAGGAAAACAAUGCCGAGGAUCCUGUAUGUAUUGACCGACAGGGGCACGACUCCGAUGUUGAUGAUAAGGAUGACACGGUGAGCACUAGCACCGCAACGUCUCAUAGCAGUUCGGGCCUUAAUAAAUUCCCUCGAAAGAGUAAGACAACAAAAAUUAAAAUUUCAAACGGUCUAACACAUCUCCAACUUUCCAGUUGUCAUCUGCGAGAGGAUCACGGACAACCAUUAUUCGGUGUACAGUUCAAUCAUCAUUUAUGGCAACAGGCAAUAUUUGCAUCGGUUGGAAAGGAUCGAAUAUCCAUUUAUGAGUGCACGGAACCGCCUGAAGAUGGCAGUGGCGGGGUAAAAUUGUUGCAAUGCUACGCUGAUCCCGAUCCAGAUGAAAACUUUUACACUUGUGCCUGGUCCUACGAUGUGGAGACAUCUGAGCCAAUUUUAGCCGCAGCCGGAUAUCGCGGAGUUAUACGUCUUUUCAACAUUUCAAAAAAUAUGAGCAACAAACACUUCAUUGGCCACGGGCAUGCAAUAAAUGAAUUGAAGUUCCAUCCAAAACUUCCAUACAUUUUGUUAUCUGGCAGUAAAGACCAUUCGUUGCGUUUAUGGAAUGUUAGUUCAGAUGUGUGUGUAGCCAUCUUCGGCGGUGUUGAAGGCCACCGUGAUGAAGUUUUGUCUUUGGAUUUUGACAUUAAGGGGGAUCGAAUUAUGUCGAGUGGAAUGGAUCACUCACUUAAAUUGUGGUGUCUUAAUAAGCCAUCCAUUCAUGAGGCUCUACAGAGCAGUUGUCAUUACAAUGUGAACAAGAAUGCGGCACCAUAUCCAACAAUUAAAGAACACUUUCCUGAUUUUUCCACCAGAGAUAUUCACCGCAACUACGUCGAUUGUGUUGUCUGGUUUGGAGACUUUGUCCUGUCGAAAUCCUGUGAAAAUUCCAUAAUUUGU
Musca vetustissima is the source of this 954-nucleotide messenger RNA. RefSeq names its product polycomb protein esc-like. The record is from RefSeq and is a predicted model, not a curated record. Lineage: Eukaryota; Metazoa; Arthropoda; Insecta; Diptera; Muscidae. Gene Ontology annotation, molecular function: protein binding; nucleosome binding. Gene Ontology annotation, cellular component: ESC/E(Z) complex. Gene Ontology annotation, biological process: negative regulation of transcription by RNA polymerase II. The transcript is spliced from 3 exons. The annotation marks the transcript as partial.